AUGGUCAUUGGAAGUAGAUCGCUUGUGAGUUGCAUUGCACUGACGGUUGUUGUACUAGUCGGCACGCUUGACACGACAGUCGAUGGUGCCAAAAUUCUAGCAGUGUUUCCUAGUAUCAGCAAGACGAACUACAUCUUCGGACAGGUGCUGUUUGAGGCUCUCGCCGCCAAAGGUCACGAUGUAACGAUCGUCAGCCCGUUUGAGGUGCAGUAUGCGUACGAGAACAUUCGGCAGGUGAGGAUAACUGGGCUGUUUAGUCAUAUAGAGGAUUAUGGACUCCACGCAAACGUGUUUACCAAGCGCGACAAGUCGAGCUUCUACGGUAAUACCAAUCUGAUCUAUGGGACCGCCGCGAUGGCCGACUACACACUGGGACAUCCGAAGCUACAAGAGUUGCUGAAGAACCCAGCCGAAACCUUCGACCUGCUAAUCCUGGAUCAGGUGCUGUGCGAAAGUUUACUCGGGUUGGCUUAUCAUUACGGUGUGCCGGCGAUUGUGUACAGCGCGGCUGCUCCCAACAAGUACACGAACGAGAUGGUGGGCAAUCCACACAACCCGGCCUACAAUCCGAUCCCCUCGCUUGGGUACUCCGAUCGAAUGCAUCUGGUGCAGCGUGUUUGGAACACGUUCGUAUCCAUCUGCGAGCAGUUUAACUACCGAUACCUCUAUCUGCCCUCACAAGAAGCCGUCUAUCAGAGGUACUUUACGCGGCGGGGCAGCUUACCGCCACUUCUUGAUCUCAUUCACAACGUAAGCCUGGUGAUGGUCAACAGCCAUCCGGUGAUUAACUUUGCGCGUCCUUUUGUACCGAACAUGAUCGAGAUCGGGGGAGCACACAUCAGACAGCUGGAGGAUACGGGCUUCUCGCAGGAUGUGCUCAAUUGGGUCGAGAAGGCAAAGAACGGUGUGAUCUACUUUAGCAUGGGGACCAACAUUCGGUCGGCCGAUUUCCCGGACAGCUUGCGGGAAGCGUUUGUGGAUGCGUUCGGCAAGCUUAGCCAGGUGCUGAUCAUCUGGAAGUGGGAGAACGCAACUUUACCGGAUCAGUCGGCGAACGUGAUUAUAGGACCGUGGUUGCCACAGCAACAGCUGCUGGCACAUCCAAAUGUACGGCUGCACAUUACGCACGGCGGUUUGCUCAGCAUGAUGGAGACGGUGCACUACGGUAAGCCGAUUCUGGGCCUACCGCUUGCUGGAGAUCAGGAGAUCCUCGUGAACCGUGCGGUAGAGGCGGGUUAUGGUUUGAAGCUUGAUUAUCAAAAUGUAACCGAGGAAGGAAUACUGAAGGCGAUCAAUCAACUUCUAAACGAACCAGAAUUCCGACAAGCUGCCAUGAAAGCAUCCCGACAGUUCCGUGAGCAACCGCUGAAACCUUUGGACAAAGUCCUUUAUUAUGUUGAUUACGUGCUUAAGCAGGACAGUGGCAUUAAUUACUUGCGCAGUGGAGCACUCUAUCUAUCGUUCUGGCCCCGGCACGUCGUGGACGUUGCCACCAUACUGGUGCUAAUCACCAUGAUUCCGGUGGGAUUGUUUGCCACACUGAUUCAGAUCAUUCUGCGGAAAACUCACCAGCGAAAAAUGAAAAAUGUGCCGAGUGUGGGCAAACCGGCCGCGAAUGGGAAAUCGUUGGAAAAAGAUGUUAAAAAGAAGCGCAAUUGA
Molecule: messenger RNA, 1659 nt
Organism: Anopheles maculipalpis
Lineage: Eukaryota; Metazoa; Arthropoda; Insecta; Diptera; Culicidae
Product: UDP-glycosyltransferase UGT5-like
Exons: 5
Coding region: 1-1659 (552 amino acids)
Molecular function (GO): UDP-glycosyltransferase activity
Source: RefSeq, a predicted model, not a curated record